UCUGUCUUCGUUUCCAAAUCUAGUAUUUGACCGGUUUGUGGGACAAAGUCGUUCUUGCGGUUGUAUGAGCAUUGGAAAUUGGUUAUAUUAAGGAAUAAAUACUCAGUUGUUCAAGGUCAUAAGGGUUUACAAUUGAUUUCUUAAACGGAGAAGACGAAGACUUGUUACAAUAAAAACUCAUUACAAUGAAGUUUGAAGCAACGAAAGAGUUCAUGAAUGAAAGCCGUACGGAGGCAGCAAAAGCUGACCCCUCUCCGCUACAGUCUCAUUUACCAGCGACACUGGACACAUUGCAAGUGCAUCUCUUAAAAGAUUAUGUUCCUGAGGAUGACCUCGUCACGUUAAAGAAUUUUCAGCGUGUCUGUAAUUACAUCGCUGCUGCAAUGAUUUUUCUGUGCGAUAAUGUCUUGCUAGAAAACAAACUUACAAGCGAUCAUAUUAAACCUCGACUUUUGGGACAUUGGGGAACUUGUCCAGCGCUGGCGCUGGCAUAUUCUCAUUGUAACAGGAUUAUCUCAAAGUAUAAUCUUGACAUGUUGUUCGUUACAGGCCCAGGGCAUGGUGCACCUGCAAUUUUGGCUGCUCUGUAUAUUGAAGGUUCGUUACAGGCUUACUAUCCUCAGUAUGGCCACAACAUGCAAGGUUUGCACCGUCUCAUCACAAAAUUCUCCGUGACGGGUGGCUUUCCUUCGCAUGUAAACGCUGAGGUUCCCGGUGCCAUUCACGAAGGCGGUGAGCUUGGUUAUGCGUUGUCCGUAAGCUAUGGUGCCGUGCUUGAUCGACCAAAUUUGAUUGUUGCAUGCGUUGUUGGCGAUGGUGAAGCCGAAACGGGCCCAACAGCUGCUUCUUGGCAUUGCCAUAAGUUUAUAGACCCUGCUGAGUCAGGUGCCGUCAUUCCUAUCCUCAAUCUCAACGGCUUCAAAAUCUCGGAACGGACCGUGUAUGGGUGCAUGGACAGACGGGAACUAUCUGCACUCUUCAGUGGGUUUGGCUACCAGGUCGUGUUUGUCGAUUACCGAACGGCUGAUGAUGUGAAUCGUGACAUGGCUGCUGCCAUGGACUGGUGCGUUGAGAUUAUCCACGAAAUACAGGAUGCUGCACGGGCCGGAACGCCUAUCAUAAAACCACGUUGGCCGAUGAUUAUUCUUCAUACGCCAAAAGGCUGGGGCUGUCCGAAGACGUUGCAUGGCAAGCCGCUUGAAGGCACAUUUCGUGCUCAUCAAGUACCACUGAAAAACGCUAAGACAGAUGCUGAGGAGCUGGGUCAAUUAGAGAACUGGCUGAAAAGCUAUCAUAUUGAAGAUUUCAUUGACAAAAGUAAUGGUCUCCCAUUGAAAGGACUCAUUGAGCAUCUUCCUCCCCGUGUUAAACGAAUGGGGCAAAAGACAGAUGCGAAUAACGAUUUCCAACCACUCUGUGUCCCAGACUGGAAUGACUUUUCGAUUGACCGUGGUAUCUUGGAGAGUGCAACUUCUAUAGUAGGAAAAUACUUGGAUCGUGUUCUUCAAGCGAACCCUAAAACUUUGCGUUUAUUUUCACCGGACGAAUUGGCUAGCAACAAACUCGAUGGUGUAUUAGAGCAUUCGAAUCGGACAUUGCAGACGGAUGCAAUAAGUGCAUGGAGUCGCGGUCGAGUCACGGAGGUACUUUCAGAGCAUAUGUGUCAAGGAUUUAUGCAGGGCUAUACCUUAACAGGUCGCACCGCCAUCUUUCCUUCUUACGAAGCCUUUCUGCCUAUCAUUACUAGUAUGACCGUACAGUACACAAAGUUUUUAAAGAUGGCUUUGGAGACGAAGUGGCAUGGCAGAGUCGGAAGUCUUAAUUACGUGACGACGAGUACCUGGGCACGCCAGGAACAUAAUGGCUUUUCGCACCAGUCACCUCGGUUCAUUACUACAAUGCUCUCAUUCAAGCCAACCUUGACACGCGUUUAUUUUCCACCGGAUACAAACUGUUUCCUGUCAACCAUAGCUCACUGUCUUUCCAGCGACAACGGUGUGAAUCUCAUGGUUUCAAGCAAGAACCCAGGACCCUCAUGGCUGUCAAGAGAGGAAGCCGAAGAGCAUUGCGUAGCUGGUGCGAGUGUUUGGAAGUUUGCCAGUACGGACGGCGGACUCGAUCCUGACGUCGUACUUGUUGGCAUUGGCAAUGAGAUUAUGUUUGAAGUGAUUGCAGCAGCUUCCAUUCUCGCACAUGAUUUACCAAAGCUGCGUAUCCGUGUUGUGAACAUCACGGACCUUAUGAUUUUGGCUGACAACCACCCGCAUUCUAUGUCUGAAAUUGAGUUUAACGCACUCUUUACUCCGAACCGCCAUGUUCACUUUAACUAUCACGGAUAUGUCAUGGAUCUCCAGUCCCUCCUGUUUUCUCGCAUCGAUGCUUCACGGGUGAGUAUGGAGGGUUAUUGCGAAGAGGGAACUACAACGACACCGUUCAACAUGAUGAUUGCUAACCGUACGUCUCGAUACCAUGUUGCAAUGGCUGCCGUCGCUGGAGCUACUUGCAAUCCAGAGGUUGCCAUGAAUUGUCACAAACUCAUCAGCAAUUACAAGCACAGACUUACACAGAUCAAGCAUUACAUAUAUGAAAAUGGAGUGGAUCCAGAAGGCACCUUUGAUAUUCCCGACAAUUUGACCAAGGGACAGGUAAUUUAAAAUCGCACGAAGCGGUAGCAGUGCCUAUGACCUGCAAUCUCUUUAAAGCUAUUUUAGUCUUAGCAGCUUCAAUCUUAUCCAAAAAUUUUGCGAAUGAUUAAUUGUCAACAAUCCAACUCUGUAGUUCAUUCUAUUGUUCAU
Molecule: messenger RNA, 2795 nt
Organism: Schizosaccharomyces japonicus yFS275
Lineage: Eukaryota; Fungi; Ascomycota; Schizosaccharomycetes; Schizosaccharomycetales; Schizosaccharomycetaceae
Product: phosphoketolase
Exons: 1
Coding region: 186-2654 (822 amino acids)
Biological process (GO): carbohydrate metabolic process
Molecular function (GO): aldehyde-lyase activity
Source: RefSeq, a predicted model, not a curated record